Juglans microcarpa x Juglans regia is the source of this 1585-nucleotide messenger RNA. RefSeq names its product UDP-glycosyltransferase 89B2-like. NCBI's taxonomy places the organism in Eukaryota, Viridiplantae, Streptophyta, Magnoliopsida, Fagales, Juglandaceae. The transcript has a single exon. Bases 88 to 1485 code for a protein of 465 amino acids. Gene Ontology annotation, molecular function: UDP-glycosyltransferase activity. The record is from RefSeq and is a predicted model, not a curated record.
AUCUCUCUUAUGUAUAAGCAGCACGAGCUUCUGAAGGUUUAGAGCCAUUGCCCACCGAAUAGCGACCCCAAAGUUUCGAUCUCAAUCAUGUCCACCAAUGGCGUGCACAUCGCCGCUUAUCCGUACCCAACCUCAGGCCAUAUUAUACCUUUGCUCGACCUCGCCCACCGCCUGCUCACCCGCGGCCUCACUGUCACCGUUUUUGUCACCACCUCUAACCUUCCUCUGCUUCAACCUUACAUCUCCACACACCCGUCUUCUCUUAAACACUUAGUUCUCCCAUCCCCUGAUAUUACAGCUCCUCCGCAAAAGAGGCUCCUUGCUACCAUGCGCGCCUUACGUGACCUUCACUAUCCUAUCCUCCUCCAAUGGUUCCGAUCUCAUUCCUCACCUCCUGUGGCUGUUAUAUCCGAUUUCUUUCUCGGCUGGACAAACGACCUAGCGUGCGAGCUCGGCGUUCCACGGUUAGUCUUCUCACCUUCUGGUGCCUUUGGGAUGUCCGUUGCUCUCUCUCUGUGUCACGAUCCACCGGAAAACGAUGAUCAGGAUAUCAAUUUCCAAGUUUCGUUUCCGAAAAUCCCGAACUCUCCAGCAUUCCCAUGGUGGCAGAUCCCUGCACAUUAUAAAAGAAUAAAAGGGGACUCGGAUUUGGAAUUUUUUAGAAACGACAUGAUGGCCAAUACGGUGAGUUGGGGGAUGGUGUUCAACUCGUUCGUCGAGUUGGAGCGCGUUUACUUUAUGCAUAUGAAGAAAGAACUCGGAAAUGAUCGGGUGUGGGCCGUAGGACCCGUUUUGCCUCCUGAGAACGGUGAUUUAAAGGAAUACAUUGUUAGAGGUGGAGUAAGCUCUGUUCCGUGCCAUGAGCUAAUGAAUUGGUUGGAUGCUCGUCCGAACAACUCAAUUGUCUAUGUCUGCUUCGGUAGCCGUGCGGUGUUGACACAAAGGCAAAUGGAUGUGCUGACUGCUGGGUUAGAGCAAAGCGGCGUCCAGUUUGUUUUGUGCGUGAGGGUGCCUCGCGAAGACGAGAAGAAGCAGGCGAAUGCUGAUCAUGGCGUGAUUCCUAAUGGGUUCGAAGAUCGCAUGGGUGGCAGAGGAUUUGUAAUAAGGGGAUGGGCGCCGCAGGUCUCAAUACUGAGCCACCGAGCCGUGGGUGCGUUCGUGACUCACUGCGGGUGGAACUCGGUGCUGGAGGGGAUCACUGCGGGAGUUGUGAUGUUGACAUGGCCAAUGGGUGCGGACCAGUACGCGAACGCAAAGUUGUUGGUGGAUGAGUUAGGGGUUGCAAUCAGAGCUUGUGAGGGCACUCAGAACAUUCCCGAGCCAGCCGAGUUGGCUCGGUUGUUGGCCAUCUCAGUUGAAGAGACUAGGCCAGAGAGGGUUCUGGCCAAAGAACUGAGUGCUGCAGCCGCAAGUGCAGUUAAAGGAGGAAGUUCAGAUACAAAUUUGGGUGAGCUCAUCAAACAGUUGGGUGAUCUUGGAAAGUGAUCAGAGCCAAACGUGUGUUUCUUCAUAGCUAACUAUUUUGUUCUUCAAAACGAUCAAACAUGUGUUUUCUCUAUACCAAUUAUUGUUUAAGGAUGUGUCA